Molecule: messenger RNA, 3589 nt
Organism: Caenorhabditis angaria
Lineage: Eukaryota; Metazoa; Nematoda; Chromadorea; Rhabditida; Rhabditidae
Source: the annotation of a GenBank genome assembly
AUGUUUCGAAGACUAUUACUUUUAUUAUUAGUACAUUUUUAUGUUCCAAAACUUGUUGAAUCGUCAAAUAUUCCAUGUGGUAAAUCGUUUAUACCGUGUGAAAAUGAUGUGUUGAAUCAGAAUCAUCAUCAAGAUUUGCAGAGUAUUGAUGAGAGUGAGUCAUAGAAUUUUGGGGAGGAACGUGUGAGAUUCAAAAAAAAAUUGAGCUAAAAUAGGCAUUGAUCUACAACAAAAAUAAGCAAAUUCUCAAAGCUUCCCCUAAAAUUGUGAUCGUAAAAAAUCUAUUUUACCAGAAUCUAGUCACAAAAUUCUGCUUACAUCAUUUGUGGUGGGAAAACCUUUUUUUUCGGGUAACAAAAAACAUUGCACUUAUGUCCUUGAACUUUUUCAACUCUUUUUUUCACGUCAUUCUCUAUAAUCAAAAAAAGUCCGAAAAGUUUGUGUUUGUUUAUUCACAUCAUCAUCAUUUUUCGGUAAUACAUAAUUACAAGAAAGAACAAGCGGAAAUUUGGGAGGAUGUUACGUAUCUAAAUAAUUUUCUGUUGUUUUGUGCCCUGAAGGAAUGAACGACGAUGAAAUAAAAAACAGGGGCGACCUUUUUAUUUUAUAAUUUCUUUGUGCGCGAAAUGAGGCAGAACAAAAUUGUUUGAAACCCGGAAGCGGUGGUGGGUGGCUGCUGGUUUGUGAUCCGAAGGGAAAGAGUGACUUUUGCAGAAAACAAAAAAUGAUGUGGGGAUUUUUAGCAGAAUGAGCCUAGAGUCUUACAGUAAAUUAGAGGCGUUGCAAAAUUUACAUUAGAAUUUUCAGCACCGUUCGUUUCUCAUCGAAUUCCCGAUGGUUUAUUAUUUGUGUCGGCCAAAGAGGCCGAUCGAGAAACGAAUCAAUUGUUCGAUUUUCGUGAUCCGGCAUAUCAAUAUUCUGGACAUGUUCUUUCUACAAGCACUUCUCAAUACACUAGAAUUUAUAAAGCCGAUCAAAAAGCAUCGGAUAGAAGUCGAUCCGCGUUCACUUCAAUUGCUAUUACGAAACGAUUGACAGCGUAAGCACUUUGCUAAAUGACCGAGGAAACUUUCGAUUUUUUUUCUGUCUCAUCUACUUUUUUUCUAGGCUUGGAUUACGAGAAAGAGAACUUCGAUUUGGAAUUUUGCCAAGUCAAAUUUCUUCAGCAAUUCCAAAUUGUCCAAUUCCAACUGUUGAUCAUUGUUAUGCGACAAAUUACAGAUCAUUUUCUGGAAUCUGUAAUAAUGUUGCACAUCCAGAAUGGGGAUCAUCUCAUACGAAAUUCGGAAGAAUAUUAAAACCAGAUUAUAGUGAUGGAGUAUCAGAUCCUAGAUUGAGUUUAGGAACUAAUAAACCUUUGCCAUCAGUUAGAGGAUUAUCAUUGACGCUUUUCACUCCACGAGGACAAGUAUGUAAAAUUACUUAAGAUGAGCAACUCAAAUACAUUUUUUCAGACACAUUCUGAAGUGACAACAAUGUUACCAAUUUGGAUGCAACUUAUUUCAUCAGAUAUGGUUAAUAUCGUUCCAUUUCAAUCAGUUACAGAUGGUCGAACUUCAUCAGCUCUUCCUUGUUGUAAACGGGGUUUUAAUCAUACAGAAUGUGAUGCAAUCGAAGUUCCAUCAGCUGAUCCAGCCUAUAGAACUCGUCUUAAUUGUAUUCCACACGCUAGAUCGAUUAUUGCGCCAAGAGAAUCGUGUAAACUUGGACCAAGAGAACAAGCUAAUUUUGCAAGUUCAUAUUUGGAUGCUAGUUUUAUUUAUGGUUCAACUAUGGAAAAAGCUAAACUAUUGAGAACUUUUAGAAAUGGUUAGUUCUAAUCAAAAACUAUCGAAAUUCUUUUUUUCAUUCUUCCAGGUCAAUUAAGAACAGCUGGAAGUAUUGGAGAAUUGCCAGCUACUGAUGGAACUCUUCAAUGUCAAGAUGAACAUUCGAGAUGCGCUAUUUCUGGAAGUGAUCAAGUGAAUUUACUUGCCAGCAUUGCAACAAUGCAUACUGUUUUUAUCAGACAACAUAAUCGAAUUAGUGAUCAGUUACAUAAUUUGAAUAGGCAUUGGACUGAUGAUAAAUUGUAUGAAGAGGCUAGGAAAAUCGUAUCUGCCCAGAUUCAACAUAUCACUUUCAAUGAAUUUUUGCCCAUAUUAAUUGGAAGAGAUAACAUGAAGUGAGAAUAUAGUUUUUUGGGGAACUUAAAGAUGGGCAUGCACCAAAAAUCAUGUUUUUUUCUUCAGAAACUAUGGAUUAAUUUUACAUUCCUCUGGAUUCGACUCAAGUUAUGAAAUGAAUAUUCAAGGAAACACAUUCAAUGAAUUUGCAGUAACAUUCCCAUAUUAUUUAUGGUCAUUAUUCCCAGCUGACAAAGCUUUCACUGAUUUCAAUAAUCCUUCGAGAUUAUAUGAACAAGGUCCAAUUCAAAUAAUCAAACAAUUAUUGAGUUCAAAUAUUUUGAAACCGAAUUUGAGAUCAAAUGAUGAGACGAAAAAUGGAUGGCUAAAGGAUAAUCAUGAAUUUGGACUUGAUUUGAUAUCAAUUGCUCUUAAACAAGGAAGAGAUCAUGGAAUUCCCGGAUUCACUCAAUUCAGAUCGGGAUGUGGUUUGGGAAGAAUUUCGAGUUUUAAUGAUUUGAAAGAAAUAUUUAAUGAUGAUAUUAGAAUUGAGCAAAUAAGUUCAUCAUAUUCUCGAGUUGAAGACAUUGAUCUACUUGUUGGAGUUUUGGGAGAAAAACCAUUGAAAGGAUCGCUUGUUGGACCAACAAUGGCAUGUAUUAUUGGAAAACAGAUGCAAAGGGUACUAGUUAAUUAAUUAUCUUUUUUUAAAAAGUAAUUGUUCUAGGUUCGUCGCGGUGAUCGUUUCUGGUAUGAAAACUAUUUCGCACAAUCUGGUUUUUCUGAACAACAACUCGCUGAAAUUCGUAACACAAGAUUGGCUGAAAUAAUUUGUUCCACAAUUGAUGUUCGAAGAAUUCAGAAAAAUGUUUUCUUCCGCGAAGAUAUUUUCGAGUAAUCCCUUUGAAUUAUUCUUGAGGGAAUUUCAAAGACUUUUUACAGUAACAUGGCGAUUUCAUGCAACUCUUCUGUUUUUGAUCGUGUCAAUUUUGAAGAAUGGCGAGAUUCAGAAGAUAAACCAGUUUUUCCGAUUCGUCAAGAAACGAUUGAAAAAGUCAUCGAAUUGGCUAAACGAAAUUUGAAAGAUCAAGAACGUCGUGAAAUAUCAAACUUGAAACACAGUGAGUUUAGUUUUUGGGAAUCAGAACUUCUAAAUUUGUCUAAAAUAGAUCAAGGAAGAUUCCAACGAGGAGAUCCACUGUUCGCAUAUUCAAAUAUGAUGAGAGCAAAGAAAGGAGCUAAACAAGUCUCUCAAAUUUCGGCUCUUCUUUUAGAAACCACAAAAUUGCUUAUCAAAGGGUUAGUUAUUUAUCAGCAAGAAACAUUGCUCAGAUUGAAUUUUCAGAGAAGGAUUAGAUGAAGACGAAAAAUUGCCAAAAUUAGAAACUGGAACUCUUCAAAAAAUCUUGCCUGAUAUUGAUGUCACAUCUUUUGUUAACAAUUUCACCGCAUUUUUAUCGGAGGAUGGACAGGUUUUUUUCUAA